This is a messenger RNA of Mollisia scopiformis, 1647 nucleotides long. RefSeq lists its product as uncharacterized. NCBI's taxonomy places the organism in Eukaryota, Fungi, Ascomycota, Leotiomycetes, Helotiales, Mollisiaceae. The record is from RefSeq and is a predicted model, not a curated record. The coding region runs from base 140 to 1636 and encodes 498 amino acids. The transcript is spliced from 2 exons.
CACACCGACUUCGUAUGAGAGCCCCUCUAUAUCAAUCUCUUGAGGAAAUCUCUUGCUUGAUACCUGCUGUGGUAUAUUCCGCCUGGCGAUAGAGAAAUCUUUCAGGCUUUUUCAUUCUUCAAUACAACCCUUACCAAGUAUGUCUGCAGAGCUAGAAUCACCCGCGUUCGACGUCGACCGUUGCAUUGAGCUACACAACCAGAUCACACGAAUAGGCUGGGGAGGUAGUGGUCAGAACCCCGAGGGCGAUGAGAUGCAGACGUGGUGGGAGAUGUACGGUGCGGAUUGUGACGAACAAGACCUCACUCCUCGUCUGAUACCCGAAGUCAUCGACUUUUUGAAAGGAGCUUUGCAACCCGACCCUGACGAAACAGGAUCCGAUUCACCAUACCAGAACUUCUUUUACUACAUCCAAGGCCUGGCUAUCCCGGAGACGAUACUUUCAGAGAAUUUCAUUCUGGAAGGUCUGGAUGAGGAUCCGCCGAGAUACGUGCUUUUGUAUCAUGUCACGGAUUUGAAGACUCAUCCUUGUGGAAUUAUAUUUGAUCAGCAGACGAAGAAAGCUAGAACCGUAUUCUCGAUCACGAUCGAUGAUACGAUUGUCCCAGAGGAAGAGAGACUAUGGAUGCCUCUCCAGGUGAUCUUGGAGCAGUAUCUCGACAUGAUCGAGCUUGAAAAAGUCAUCAUGACAGGUGAUGACGCUGGGGAUGAUUCGGACGAUCCUGUCGACGAAGACUUGAGAGAAGAUGAGAAGGUGAAGAUGGAGCGAAAACCUUGGAUCCUUCAAUCGCAUAGCAACAAAAUUCUCGAGAGGACCCUCAGUGUGUAUCAAAACUUGCUUCGAGCAAUCGAAGCACGAAUGCCCAGCCCAGCAUCGCAAUCUCCUCCUUCAUCACCACCAGCGAAGAGCCAACUGGGAGAACAAAACCCUAUCACGGAAGCGAAAGACGAAGACUUCAGUCAAGCCAUCUCAGCAUUGAUUUCCUCGAAUCAAGCAUCUGAAUUUUGCUUCGUUAUUAAGUUUCUCCAGCAAAUGGCUCAUCCAACUCGGUCGCAGCUCAAAUUCUUAGCCCCAGGAUUGCUCCUCCCCACACCUGAAUUAUUAUCAAAUCAGCCAUUUCGAAACAUCGAUUUUCAUAGCAGUAGUUACUACAACCCCGUCUUGCUUUUUCCCGCCAACAACGAGGACGAGACAACAUUCCCAGAAAACAAUCACAACCCAUUCAACUAUCCAUAUGACGAAACGCUCAAUUCAUAUCGUUCAGGACUCUGGAUCAGUGAAAGCAAGCUUGAAGGCGGGGAUUUCGAUGAUUCAUGUCGCUUGCUUCUACCACGACAAAUCAUCGACCGAGACGGAGAAGAGACUGAGCAUCACGCGAAGAGUGCAGAUGGAUUCAUUCUGGAGGAUGUCGACGGAGAGGGGUUGGCAGCUGGCCUGUAUCAGACGAGCUGCAAUCCAUUCAUUUUACGGCACGAAGUGGAACUUUUCCGGGUGUUGGUACACUGGGUUCAGAUGGUAGAGACUGGGAGCUGGGAAGUUGGUGCUGAGGGGGUGAGUGGUGGGACUGAAAAGUGGAAGGAGGCUGAUGAGAGUGAAGAGGGGAGUGAUCGUUAUAGGUUGGAGUUAACGUGGUAGCAUAAGCAACC